Molecule: messenger RNA, 4723 nt
Organism: Lynx canadensis (Canada lynx)
Lineage: Eukaryota; Metazoa; Chordata; Mammalia; Carnivora; Felidae
Gene: ARHGEF15
Product: Rho guanine nucleotide exchange factor 15
Exons: 16
Coding region: 424-2955 (843 amino acids)
Biological process (GO): activation of GTPase activity
Molecular function (GO): guanyl-nucleotide exchange factor activity
Source: RefSeq, a predicted model, not a curated record
GCGUGGGGCCUGGUACCUGGGUCCCUGUGAGAGAGGCCUGAGUGGGGGGCGGGAAAGGAAGUAAACGCAGGUACCUUUGGCGGGGAGUGGGGAGGGGAGGGAUCCCUGAAGGGGGGCAAGGCUGGGGAGGAGCCCGCCAGCUGGUGAGGCCACUGCCUGGGUCACCUAAGGAGCUUCCUGCCAGAACACAGAGGCCAUUGAGCUGCAAGAUUCACAGCCUCCGGCCCCCAGCCCCCACCCGGCAUCCUUUCUCCAGAACCUAAUCCGGGGCCUGGAGGGGUCUGACUCUCCGGCCACCUCCUGUGCGGAGUUUGGGGCCACCGCCCUGACCCUGCCGCCUUCUCAGGAUUGCAGCCGCCUGCCCGCAGGAGGAGGGGAUGACUCCAGAAGAGUAUCCCACUCCUUUGAAGAGCCCAGAGGAAGAUGUCAGCCCAGUCUCUUCCUGCAGCGACACCCCCUACCCAGAAGCCCCCUCGGAUCAUCCGCCCCCGUCCUCCUUCUCGCCCCAGGGCUGCCCAGUCCCCAGGGCCCCACCACAACGGCUCUUCUCCACGAGAAGCUCCCCUCACCUCCGAUGAUGCACCAACCCCGAUGUGCACCCCCAUCCCCUGGGAACCCCCAGCCUCGGCCCUCAAGCCCCCUGCCCUUCUGCCCCCCUCGGCUUCUAAAGCCAGCCUCGACUCCCAGACUUCCCCAGACUCGCCUUCCAGCACCCCCAGUCCAGUGUCCAGGCGCUCCGUCACCCCAGAGCCCGCUCCCCGCUCUCCAGUUCCCCCACCCAAGCCCUCCGGGUCACCCCACACUCCGCCCAUGCUCCCCAGGGCUGAGGUGCUGGCCCAGGGUGGCUCUGCCUCGGCCCCAGGCACUGUGCGGAGAUUGGCUGGCAGGUUUGAAUGGGGGGCUGAAGGCAAGGUCCAGGCUGGGGAUGCCUUGGAGCCGGGUGCCCAUGGGGCAGUGGAUGUGAAUGGCGAGAGAGAGGUUCCCCAGGGCAACCUUGCUGGGAGCGGGUCACAGGAGAAUGGCGCUCCGGAUGCUGUCCUGGCCUGCCCUCCCUGUUGCCCCUGUGUCUGCCACAUAGGCCGGCCUGGCCUGGAGCUCCGCUGGGUACCUGUGGGGGGCUAUGAGGAUGGCCCCAGGGCUUUCUGCCGGGCCUCCCCACUGAGGACCUCCCGCUCCCGCCCCAGCCCUCCAAGCCUCAGUCUCCCCCCAGUGGUCCUUACCUCCUACCGCUCCACUGCCGAACGCAAACUCUUGCCACCCCUGAAAGCCCCCAAACCAGCGUGGGUCAGGCCAGACAUCACCGCUUCUGGGGACCCCCCGCAGCCAGAUCUCCAUUUGCCCUCGGAAGACGGAAUCCCGACAGGGGACAAUCCUGAUGAAGCUCGUCAGGACACUCCUCCAGCAUCUAUGGAGGGCAGGGACAAGGAGGGGCUGGAAUUGCUGAAGGAACAGAACUGGGAGCUGCCCCUGCAGGACGAGCCCCUGUACCAGAACUAUCGAGCGGCUGUGCUGUCAGAGGAGCUCUGGGGGGUCGGCGAGGACGGGUGUCCCUCUCCAACAAACCCCGGCGAAGCUCCCACCUUCGCACGGCCCCCUGGACCUCGCAACACGCUGUGGCAGGAGCUGCCGGCUGUGCGGGCCAGCGGCCUCCUGGACACCCUCAGCCCCCAGGAGAGGCGCAUGCAGGAGAGCCUGUUCGAGGUGGUGACCUCCGAGGCCUCCUACCUGCGCUCCCUGCGGCUGCUAACUGACACCUUCGUGCUGAGCCAGGCUCUCCGGGACACGCUCACCCCCCGGGACCACCACACCCUCUUCUCCAACGUGCAGCGAGUCCAGGGAGUCAGCGAGCGGUUUCUAGGGACGCUGCUGUCCCGUGUGCGCUCUUCCCCCCACAUCAGCGACCUGUGUGACGUGGUGCACGACCACGCCGUGGGCCCCUUCUCGGUGUACGUGGAUUACGUGCGGAACCAGCAAUACCAGGAGGAGACCUACAGCCGCCUUAUGGACACGAACGUGCGCUUCUCGGCCGAGCUGCGGCGCCUGCAAAGCCUCCCCAAGUGCGAGCGGCUGCCGCUGCCGUCCUUCCUGCUGCUGCCCUUUCAGCGAAUCACGAGGCUCCGCAUGCUGCUGCAGAAUAUCCUGCGCCAGACAGAGGAGGGGUCCAGCCGCCAGGAGAAUGCCCAGAAAGCCCUGGGUGCCGUCAGCAAGAUCAUUGAGCGCUGCAGUGCAGAGGUGGGGCGCAUGAAGCAGACAGAGGAGCUGAUCCGGCUCACCCAGAGGCUGCGCUUUCACAAAGUCAAGGCCCUGCCCCUGGUGUCCUGGUCCAGGCGCCUGGAGCUGCAAGGGGAGCUGACCGAGUUAGGGUGCCGGAGGGGGGGUGUGCUCUUUACCUCGCGCCCCCGCUUCACCCCCCUCUGCCUGCUACUGUUCAGCGACCUGCUGCUCAUCACUCAGCCCAAGAGCGGGCAGCGGCUGCAGGUUCUGGACUAUGCCCACCGCUCCCUGGUCCAGGCCCAGCAGGUUCCGGACCCAUCUGGACCCCCUACGUUCCGCCUCUCCCUUCUCAGCAACCACCAGGGCCGCCCCACCCACCGGCUACUCCAAGCCUCCUCCCUAUCAGACAUGCAGCGCUGGCUGGGAGCCUUUCCUACCCCCGGCCCCCUUCCCUGCUCCCCGGACACCGUCUAUGAGGACUGUGACUGUUCCCAGGAACUGUGUUCAGAGUCUUCUGCACCGGCCAGGACUGAGGCACGAAGUCUGGAGUCCAGGGCUCUGCCCAGGCACCUGCACAAGAGCCCUGAAGGCUGGCUAAAGGGCUUUCCUGGGGCCUUCCCUGCCCAGCUGGUGUGUGAAGUCACAGGGGAACACGAAAGGAGGAAGCACCUUCGCCAGCACCAGAGACUCCUCGAGGCCGUUGGGCCCUCUUCAGGCCCCCCCAGCGCUCCCCCACCCUAAGGCAGGCAGGGCGGCAGCGGUGGUGCACAGGUUGGGACAUCUGGCGCUUGGCACCGGGAGGGCAAAGCCCACCUACCCAUUGGAUUCGCUGUCAGUGGGAACGCUACCUCUAUUGGCAACCAAUAGGGACCGAGCUUCAGGAAAGAGCAGCCAACGAACACGCUCGAGUGAGCGGCCAAUGGAGAAAGAGGCUUAGUGCAGAGCAGCCAAUGGGUGCUGAGCUGGCUGAGCCCCUGGCCAAUGAGUAUCCCUGCUACGCUCACGGCCCAGGAAGACUAAGCUAGGUCAAUAAAGCUUUAAAAAGGGCUGAGCUGGAGAUAAAGUCUUAGAAUAAAAUAGCCAGUGGCGAUAAGCAGGGAGCCAUCCGGCCACACAAGAUGGGGGUCUGGGCCCAAGAGACCGGUAGUGACCCUGCCUCGUUCUCCAGCCACGACUGUCCUGCCCUUUGAGUCUGGGAAGCUUUGGAUUCCACUCCUGGGGUGCCUCCUGUGCCCUUUCAAGCCACUUCCUCUCUUCUAGAAGAAUCCAGAGUGUGUGACUCAGAGAAUAUGUGUGUGUGCGCGUCCGUGCAUGUCUCUGGAUGUAUCAAGGAAGGUGAUUCUGCUGAACAUGGCGUGUGUGUGUGUGUGCGGUCUAGCCCCCCCCCCCCCCCCCCCCCCCCGUGACCAAGUGCCCCAUGCCUUCCCUCACCCCCUGUUUUUCCUAUUAUUCUCUCCAAGAAGACAGGAGGUCUGAGCUCCAGACGAGAUGUGCUGGGUGUGGCUUGGCAGCCAGAAGCCAGAGUUGGGGGUGAGAGGCCUGGGCGCUGGGCCAGGGGUCCGUGGCAGCCUGGUAGUGGACGAAGAUGGCCAGUGGCUGCGGCCUGAAGCCCCCUGAAACUUCCUUGCCCCAAACUUGGCCUCCAACCCAACCGUAUCCAGUCACGCAGCCCCGGCUUCGGGCUUCAGACCGCCUCUGGGUUUGGGUGAAGAGACUGGAGCUGUGGAUCGCGGGCCCUCCGGUGAGCCUCCUGGCCUUUCCCGCCGUCAUCCUGGCCCUGUCACAGAAACACUGGGCCAACCAGUGGGGAGAGGACAAAGAGCCAGUGUAACCCCCUCCGGAGCAUCUCCUUCCAGAGGAGAAACGGCCCUGCAGGAUGCCACAAGGACGUGAGGGAUGGGGCCAGGGCAGAGCAGACAGUUGCUGGCGAGGGUGGGGGGUGGGGUGGGGGGGGUGCCCAGGCCUGGCACCAGGCCUCCCCUGAACUAGACCAUCACUCUGUCCCUUCUGCUCAUGCGUGGCAACCGGCCCAGGACAGCAACCGCCACGCCAGCCACAGGAGGUGGAAGGACUCUGGGAGACUCGGAGGGAGAAAGGGACUGGCAUUUGGCCGUCCGGGCUUGCACAGUGCCCGGCGAAUGAGAAACCCUCAGUAAACGUUGGUGGACCUGUAUGGAGGGGAGCGUGUGCUUAAAGUUUCCCAAACGUGGCUUUGUAAGGGGGUGGGGCUGCUUGGAAAGAGAUUCUUUGAGAGCCGGGGUCGGUUCUGCUGGGCCUGGGGCUUGGAGACCAGGAGCAUGGCCUGAGGGUGUUGGCCCCCACUCGUCGUUCCCCGGGGGAUCUAGGCAGGGGCGGGGAAGGGUCUACAGCUGGAGCAGAGCGCUGUCGCGGGUUGGGGAAGAGGACAGGGCAGGGCCAGGUAUGGCUGGGACUCCAGCAGGGGAUGAAGACAUAGGGAGAAAGGCAAAAAGGGCAGUCAGUCAGCAAUAAAUGUCCUUUACUGACCAGC